AUGGUGCUAUUCUUGCUGAGAAACAUACCUGGGUUAAAAUCUCGUGUCCUAGCUCGGACCAGUAGCUGCAACUGCAUGAAUAGCUUCCUAUCGCCAGUCCCAGAUUAUUGCUUAUUUCUUUCUUUCAUUCUAUUUAAUGAAACUUAUUCUUUCUUUCAUUAUGCAUAUAUAGAUUAUAUUAGAGAUGCUGGAAUAAUAGGUGGGCAUGGAAAACCUGCUACUGAAGAUGUCCUUGUAAACAUCCUCCAUCGUCUUGCACCACGCUGCCUUGCAAUUUCUCGAUGUGUUUGCAAGCCUUGGCGCACCAUCAUCGAUGCUCGUUGCCUGCUGCGUGUGGACCUCCUUCCACACUUGGUGGGUGGCAUAUUCAUCAACUUCCAUGACCUAAUCUUGUCUGAGUUCAUCUCCCGCCCCUCGAUAGGCCCCACGAUAUCCGGCAACUUUAACUAUUUGCCUCACAACUCCAUAGUUAGGGACCACUGCAAUGGGCUUCUCUUGCUUGAUGGCUAUGCGGAUUACCCGGCUACACGACAGUAUUAUGUGGUUAACCCGGCCACACGACAGUGGGUACAAUUGCCCCCAUGCCCAAGUUCGCAUCCAGGGAUGUACAGUGAGAGCACGGAGUACCUUGUCUUUGACCCCGGAUUGUCAUCACAGUUUGAGGUAUUUGUAAUCCCCUAUGCUCGUGUCAUGCCCUAUGCUUCUGUACUUCAUCGCAAUAUUCAAUUAGACCCCAUGAUAGAGAAAAUAGAAUGGCCACCAUCGCCAUGCAUCCUGCAUGUUUUCUCAUCAAGGACAAAGCAAUGGGAGGAGAGGUCGUUUGUUCGAGAAGGGGAGGCUGCAGGAACUUUGGCCAAGAUACGACCAAAUUUUCCACAUUUUCUGCAGAACGCAGUCUACUGGCGAGGAGUACUUUAUGUACGUUGCCAAACCAAUGCUGUUAUGACAAUAUCACUGUCUGGUAAGUACCAAAUAAUUAAACCACCUUAGUCACCUUUGGAUAUUGGAGAUAUGGAUGAUUCAAAUAUAUAUCUGGGACGAUCACAGAAGGGGAUUUACUGUACAUUUGUUGAUAAUCCAUGCGGGGUAUAUAUUCUUGAUGAAUCAUAUGGCAAAAUGGAGUGGGUGCUGAAGCAUAGAAUUUGCUAUGUGCCUAGACAGGAAUUUCAUCAAAUUGGACCCUGGACCUUACAAGAUAUCAACUUUUAUGAACAUAUUGGUCAUUCUGAAUAUGAUAACAGUGAAGCAAUAGAGGAGCAAAAAUUUGAGUGGGACUCUGACAAUGAUAAUGUCAUCGAUAUUAACAAUAGGAGUAAUUUGACUGGUUAUGUAACAAUCCUUGGAUUCCAUCCAUACAAGGAGGUUGUGUUCUUGAGCCACACAUUGACCCGUGGACUGGCAUACCACUUAAACACCAGAAAGGUCCAAGACAUGGGCAACAUUCGCCCAAAAUAUUAUGGAACUGAUAUGGGCAUCCAGCCAUUUAUAGAAGGGUCUUUUCCAUACACACCAUGGUUGGGAGAAUUUCCAGAGGACAAUUAAUUUUGAAUCUCAUCUUGCCUUACAAUGUGAUGCAAGGCAUAUUGGUAUUCACUAGUCAGAACAAUAUAUCGCAAGCCAUAAAAUUCCUUUAUGGGGCCCGUAUCAGUUAGCUUCUCAGAUUAAUUUAUCCGCCAGCCGAAUACUCCAUGUGUGUAAAGUAAGAGACCAGUUAUUGUUGCCAGACAAACAGCAACGCCGCCCGUUACAAAAAUCA
Messenger RNA from Oryza sativa Japonica Group (Japanese rice), 1756 nucleotides. RefSeq lists its product as uncharacterized. The record is from RefSeq and is a predicted model, not a curated record. NCBI's taxonomy places the organism in Eukaryota, Viridiplantae, Streptophyta, Magnoliopsida, Poales, Poaceae.